AAGUUCUCACACGACGGUAUCAUACCCAGUAACUAAUCCUUUGUUCGCAGGAAACUGCUUUCAGCGAGUAGGAGUCAUGCAAAAUGCUACCUGGGACCAAACUGACUAUUCGCGGAUUCAAAGUGACAAAGAACUAUCCAUCACAUUAUCGCAAGCGAUAAACCAGCUCAAUUCGUCACCAAUGAAGUAUGAAAUAUGUAAAUCUAAACGGCUUCUUAGCUGACCUUGGUAUACAAAGAAGAAUGAUUUCUUCUCUUUCUUCUUAUUCCCCUAUUUGGUAGAAGCUCAGCUUCAUCCCCUAGCUGAUGUCCCCUAACCUACGAUAGAAACGCCGUAGAAGAGGAUUGUAUUUUAUGAGUAGUAUGAGACGGCAAUAAAUACAAUUGUAAUACGAAAAGUUACAUCACCAAAAGAUAACAUAACGAAAAUGGAAUACGGUUCUGCCGGUGAUUAUGGUGACUUCGAGGAUACCUUUGAGGGUGAGGAUAUCUAUGAGGAUGACGAUAUCUAUGAAGAUGACAAUAUCUAUGAGGAUGACGAUGUCUCUGAGGAUGGGGGUAUCUUCGCGGAUGAAGUUGUAGAAGAGGUCCCACCUGCCCCUUCUGCUCCUCCCCCUCCCCCUCCACCGUCUAAUGCGCCACGGCCUCGCCCGAGAUGGGUUACUUUAUUAAUAAACGCAACACUGACCAUCCUCACGUUGCUCAUCACCAUUCUAUUCGUAUCGACACUCUUCGGCUCCGUAGGGGGGACUUCUGCCGGCAACGGCUUAUUGAGAGACAACAGUCCCGUCUACGUGGAAGACCAAAUCAAGAAGCUAUCAUACAAGAAAAAGGAUCUCUACACCAAGCCGCUCCGUAGUCUGAAUUUCACCGAGGCCAUGGUGCCCCUCUGGACCGGGUCCCAAGAAAUCCUCCUCGACAACAACGCCAUCGAGACCUGGUUCUCCGCCGUCGAAACCAACAACCCCAUCCUCGACAAACUGUGGAGCUCCAUCCCUCACAGCCACAUCGGCAAGGAAGAGACCCAGAUCCCCCACUUGGAGAACGCGCUGAUAGAGCGGCGCGCCCACCUUGAGCGAGCCAAGGAAGCCUUCAUCGCGUUCCUCCAAGAACGCGAGCAGGCCACGUACGACAUCAUCAGUAACCCCACCCAGUGGCACUGGUACGCCGACAAAGCCUCAGAUGUCGGGCUGAUGCAGGAUCUGCUGAGCGGCGAAAAGCGAUACCAAAGCGUGGACCAGUACUCCAAAGUCGUCCCCUUCGUCAAGACCGCCACGGAGGAGCUCUUCCAGACACACCAGCGCCUGUGGACCGGCGACGGCAGCGGCGCGGCGAUGCGGGCCCACGCCUACACAGCGCGGGAGCACCUCGUGCUGGCCUGGAAGUCCGAGGCGGACCUCAUCGACGAGCUCACCCUCCGCUCCGGGAACAAACGACUCUGGCGCGGCAGCUCCCAGGGCGCCGCCAUGAGCGACCUGUGGCAGAAGCUGAACCGGCUCGUCGAGUCGCUCGAGGACAUGCGCGACGCCCUCGACUUCUCCAAGAACAAGCUACAGCAGGGCGACGGCGCCGCCGCCGCAAAGGGCAGCUUCAUCUUCUGGGCCCGCAGCGCCCUGCACCUCCAGCGGCAGUGGGCGACGCUGCUGCACCACUCGCAGAAGGGCGUGUUGUUCGCCAUCCGCCGCGAGCAGCUCAACUCCCCCGCCGAACGCGCUGAUCUCCAGGCCUCGUGGGACGCGUGGAAGGGGCGGAACUGCGGCGGCACCCAGUGCUACGACAUCGACGGCUGGAUUGCCUCCGCGAAGAACGCGCUCGGCUACAAGAAGAAGCCGAUUGCGCUCCGCGCUCAGGACGAGGUGCUGAGGAAUAAGGGGCGCAAGGAUGGCAGGCCGACGAGGGUCUGGAGGGGCGUGUAUGAGGAGGCGUGCUGUGCGAAUGGGAACCUCGCGGUUUUUUUGAUGAAUGGGCCUGUGAAGACUUUUCAGACCUGAGGUGGAGGGUAUGUAACCUAGGGAUUUAAAUCUAGAUUGGGUAGGUAGGAGAAGCGGUGGUGGAGGUCUUAAAGUUAAAAGGAGAGUUGUAGAGUGUAGAGUAACG
This is a messenger RNA of Hypoxylon fragiforme, 2096 nucleotides long. RefSeq lists its product as uncharacterized. The record is from RefSeq and is a predicted model, not a curated record. The transcript has a single exon. Bases 428 to 1990 code for a protein of 520 amino acids. NCBI's taxonomy places the organism in Eukaryota, Fungi, Ascomycota, Sordariomycetes, Xylariales, Hypoxylaceae.